Molecule: messenger RNA, 1257 nt
Organism: Aspergillus nomiae NRRL 13137
Lineage: Eukaryota; Fungi; Ascomycota; Eurotiomycetes; Eurotiales; Aspergillaceae
Exons: 2
Coding region: 1-1257 (418 amino acids)
Biological process (GO): GPI anchor biosynthetic process
Cellular component (GO): Golgi membrane
Molecular function (GO): glycosyltransferase activity
Source: RefSeq, a predicted model, not a curated record
AUGCGGUUCCCCAACAGAAAGCAGAGGCUUUCUCUAAUCACCUUCGCCAUCCUCUACUUCAUCCUCUUCUUCAUCUGUCGCGCCAAUUCCGCCCGCGACCCAGGCUCAUACUUCUUCCAGCCACACGAAGGCUACCGUCCUGCAUACAGCCUCACCCGAAUCCAAGAAUCCCUACACUACCUCGCACGCUUCAACCAAACAACCAGCACACCCCCUAACCAAGCACCACCAACCACAAAGGAACAUGUAGACCUCUGCGUGGCAUCCCUAAGCCAGCACCAGCGCUCCCAGAUCUCCAUCCACCUCCUCUUCGCGCUCACCACGCCCACCGACCACCCGGACUACAACCACCCCUGGGUGCACAACACCGUCAAUCGUGUCCUAACCUACGACACCCAGAACAUCUCCGCCACCACAUCCUACCUGCGCACCCUCGAAGCAAACAAGAAAUUCACCGCGGAGAAAUCCCUCAUCGACUACGCCAUCUCCCUCCGUUCCUGCUACGACACCACCGAUGCGCCCUACUUCCUCAUGCUGGAAGACGACGUCGUCGCCCAGCGCAACUGGUUCCCAACCACCACCCAAACCCUCCACAGCAUCGAGGAAUGGGUCCGUCGCGGCGUCGUGCCCCGCGACUGGCUCUACCUCCGUCUCUUCUACACCGAGAAGUUCCUCGGCUGGAACGCCCAGAACUGGAGAGAGUAUCUCCUCUGGAGCCUUGCGGCCACCGUCGCCGUCGCGGCGCUGUGUCUUUGUCUCAGGCGGACCGUGCGCCCCGCACACGAAAUCCUCUCCAACGCUUUCCUGGGCCUGGUUUGCUUCGCCGCCGUGCCCGCCGUCAUUCUCCUGUAUUUCGCCUCGGGGCGCGUAACGGUGCAGAGACCCAUGCGGCCCGGCGUGCACUUGAUGAAUCGACACGGGUGUUGUUCGCAGGCGCUGGUUUUCCCGCGGGAGAAGGUCCCCGAUAUCCUCGAGUAUAUGAAGAAGAUGGAGGAUGCAACGAAGCCGAAGCCGGUGGACUCUACGCUGGAACGACUGGCGAAUGAAUAUGGGUUCGAUCGGUUGGCGAUUGCGCCGCCGCAGAUGCAGCAUGUCGGUGCGGCGUCGUAUAAAGAAGACGAGAAGAAAUGGCGAAAGGGAGAGUACUCUGUUCGCGGCGCGCAUGGAGUUUGGAGCAUGGAGUUUGAGAAGGCCUAUUCCGAGUAUGAGUUGAUGCCGUAUGGUGGGCAUAUGGUUGAUACUUAUUGGCCGCGGUAA